This is a messenger RNA of Echinostoma caproni, 231 nucleotides long. Lineage: Eukaryota; Metazoa; Platyhelminthes; Trematoda; Plagiorchiida; Echinostomatidae. The record is from the annotation of a GenBank genome assembly.
AUGAAACAAGCAGUUGAAUUGGGAAAGAACUCCGAAAUUGCCUCAGUGGCACGAAUCGAGCCGAAAAAUGCUGCGCAUCCUGCGAUUGGAUUUGAGGAGUUUCGUCCACCAGAUCCAACCGAGUUUGGUCCGAAUGCACAGAUAUACACACGCAUUGGCCCACGGGAGUUUCACGUGAUGUCUAGGCGACUUGGUCAUGUGAUCAUUCCCCGACUAAUUGCUCUACGGUAG